This is a messenger RNA of Haemonchus placei, 273 nucleotides long. NCBI's taxonomy places the organism in Eukaryota, Metazoa, Nematoda, Chromadorea, Rhabditida, Trichostrongylidae. The record is from the annotation of a GenBank genome assembly.
AUGCGUGCUCUAUGGAUAUUUGUGUUUCUGGUUAUUGUCGGUGCUGCCAUCGCUCAGGGAGGUCAUGAAGGACACGAAGGACACGGCGGCCACAUGAGGCACGACAUUUCGAUGAAGCUAUUCCUAAUAUGUGGUUUGAGAUGUCCAUAUGCAUUUCAAGAGCUCCUUCUUUUCAGAUUGAAACGCCAAUUCGGAUUUGAUCCGUUCAUGAUGGGUGGCAUGUUCGAUCCCUUUAUGAUGGGUGGAUUCGGUGGAUGGGGAUGGGGUCGUUAG